GGGGCCCCAAAGCAACAAAGGCUCUGAAGGUUGGUGUUAGUGCCAGAAAAUAUGCAAUAAAGUGUAAUAUCUCCAAUAAUGACAUUCCUGUCAUAUGAUGCAUGAUUUAGGGUGUAUUAUCAAGUAUAUACUCAGGUAACAGUGUUACACUAUCUUUAUUUAGGGGUAGGGUUAGGGGUAGGGUUAGGGGUAGGGUUAGGGGGGGGGGUUAGUGUGUGUAACAUGGUGGGGUUAGUGUUUGUAACACUAUGUAACACAGUGGGGUUAGGGUUAGUGUGUGUAACACUAUGUAACACGGUGGGGUUAGUGUGUGUAACACUGUCAACACUCUGUAGCACUGUGUAACACUAUGUAACACUGUGUAACACUAUGUAAGAAUGUGUAACAUUGUUUAACACUGUGUAACACUUGUAACAGUGUUACAACUGAGUGCCAUAAUAAAGCCACCCUAAAUCGUGCAUGGUAUAUCUCCUGUUUCACAAUCAUGACAUCAUAGGGCCCCUGGCGCAAGCGGUGCAACCCCUUGUGCACAUUGAUCAAGGUCUGAAUAUACAUCUCACCACUUGCCAACAAGCCAUCUUUAUAAUAAAAUGCCGUCACCCUCUCGGUGUGCCCAUCCAGUUCUCGUUUGGCAAAACCGGCAGUCCUAUAACGCCGAAAUCGUUUUAUUCUGCGAAGACCAUUUCGUAGUUCCAAUUUCCAAUCAACUGUUUUUGUCAAUUUCUGAUCAACAACACCCAGUCUCUUACAAGUCUCGGUCCAUACUUCGGUAAAGUUCGACAAAAUCGUAUUCCAAGCCUUCGAAACUAAACAACAACGGCUAAAAGUUUUAUAGUCCAAAAACUUCACAACAUUGAACGCCAGCUCGGUGGGCAAAAAUUUGAUAAAGUCGCGUUUUACUAAACUGUGCAGUUCCUCCGAAAGAAAUCGGAGUUGCUCAGGUCCACAUAGCGUCAGGAUCGUUUGGAUAACAAGGUUUUUUUCGGGAUCGGUGUAGGAUUUAAAAUCUCUCGCAAAAUUUUCAAGAGAUGCUUCGAAUUUCGCCAUGAUUGUUGUUACACGUGGGGAGACUUUUGUAAAAGAACAUCGUUCAAACGGAGAUUUGAACUAUCGGAAAUUGCCGUUAUAAAACUGUAUUACCUGUAAUACUGUAUAUAAAAAUAUUAAAAGAUUUUUUGUUUAUAUUUAUAAUUUAUGGUGUUCUAUAUUAUAUUUACGUGUGUUUGUGGACAUUUAUGCCGUGUAAACAUUGAUUGAGGCAUGUUUACAGCCCUAAAUAAACUUCUGGAUAUCGAUAAUAAAAUUUAUAUACCAAAGGUAAGGCGGUUUAUAAGCUAGAUCAAGAGAUCAGACAAUGCCAGGCUGGCUUAUUUAGCAUAGUAUAUCACAGAGUAAAUACGAAACAGAUCCGACUCAGCCGUAACUGCCGCCACGCCAUGAUUUGCAACGAUUCGUCAUCAAAAUGCACUUGCUGUCUUCCUAGCUAGUGCGCUAGCAUGGCAUUCACCCCCCUGAAUGGCGGCCGUUUUGAAUAUCCUCAGUAGUCAGGGGGGUGAAUGCCUCUUGUAAGCGCAUUGGCUAGGGACAUAGCAACCCAUUAAGUUUCAUGACCCUAAUGCACGCUACUUGAUUAUUUUACUCUGUCUUACGCCAGAUGAUUUUAUAACUCAUCAAGGGAUAAAGCUCUGGCGCCAAAUGAGUAGAAACAUAAUACUGCAACUGACCCUAAGUGUUUACUGACUGAAAAUGUUUUUUAGGGAAAAUUUUUUCUCAUCUCGGAAUCAAACAAUGACGGCAGUUUUGUUACACAUCAUUUUCUAAGUUUGUAUCUUAAAGGUAAUGAUGAUCGAUAACUGAUUGUCAGAGGAAAUAUUAUACAUAGGAAUAUAUAGGCCCUUUGGGUUAAGUUUAGUGUACUAUUACAAAAUUUCAUAUAUAUUAAUAAUUAUAUUCAUUGGUUUAGGAGGACACAAUGUCUGUUUUAUUGCACUGGUGCAGUCAUUCACACAUUACAGCAGUGUCGCUCAAAAACUAGUAAGCAUCUUUGACUAGCAUUUGACUAGCUGCCAUGUUCCUAGCCAAUAUGCUAUAAGGCUAUCACCCCCUGAGAACAUUUAUAAUAUUUUAGACUUUGGGGGUGAUUUCCUCUCGUUUGCGCACUGGCUAGGAACACAGUGACUGCAUAUAACCACUACAUGAAUGGCCGGGAGUCUCUGGGCCUGACGAUGACCUGUCACAAAAGCCUGUUCAUUUCAUAUUGCUAGGGCGUUAACCUCACUGCCUCGACACAAAAUGGCAAGUUAAUCUUUGUAGAAGGGCUAAAAUAUGCUGUUCAGAAUAUGGAAAUCGAAUCAUCAAAUGAAAUGCCACCUGGCAUGCAAAAUAAUCCAUAUAGAGGCUUGACAAGCCGGUGAGUACAGUUAAAUGCAGUGGUAAUUGUUAGGAAGAAUGUAGAAUGGGAUUUGCUUCACACAAUUUUUAGACUUAAGUCGGAGUAGCUGUGAAAAAUAUUGCAAC
Paramuricea clavata is the source of this 2517-nucleotide messenger RNA. NCBI's taxonomy places the organism in Eukaryota, Metazoa, Cnidaria, Anthozoa, Malacalcyonacea, Plexauridae. The record is from the annotation of a GenBank genome assembly.